CUGCUGCUGCUGUAGCAUAAGAGACCAACACCAAUUAGGUCUCUUCCGUUGCGUGCGAAUGUCAUGUGUAUUGGUGUAAUGUUGUUGUAAAUACUUCUCACGGCGGUAUGAGAAGAGGGUAGAGAGGAGGGAGUACAGCGAGCAUCGACGGCGACGUGUAGUAGGGCCAGAGCAUCGGUGGACAACAACCCCAGACAUUAUCACGCACCGAAAAUUUCUCAAGUUUUCCCACUACCGCGAUCGCUUCCUUGCGGUCAGUGCCGUGUGGAGUCCGUAUACGCUUUCACUCAGGCUCGUCGACGCCUGCAGGAGGGUAAAGAGAACAACGACGAGGAAGAACGCAGCGAAGGUUUAACAGCGAGUAUUAUAAAGCGUGUCUUCUUUUCCGCGGUUCUUACUCCCUUGCUCUGCUCUGUCCAAUGCACUUUGCUAGGGUCCACCGCGGGGGGUAGGAAUCGUUGGUUCGGACGACGGAGCGUGAGAGUUACAGGGACAUACAAAAUUCUGCCAAGGUGUCGUCUUCGCUUCCCGCAGUGCGUGCAUGUUUGCGCGCGCGUGUGUGUGCGUGUGUGUGUGUUUGGGUGCGUGCGUGCGCGCGCGUGUGCGUGUGUAUGUGUGUACGUGUGAUUCUGAGGAUGGCAGCGAUGGCAUCCUCUUCUUGUGUUGCAGAGCAGCGCAUUUAUAUUGAAACCAUGUUGUCAUACGCGUGCUUGAUACCCACCAUCGGACAGCGCUCCGUGAACCGACUAGCAUUCUGCAAUCAAUAGUAAGCAACACCGCCUUUCCCUACAAAUCCUACAAUCAACAAAAACAGUGCGAAGGUUGUGCAACACCUGCGGACUAUACAACAACCAUAAAGCUGGCGAGAAAGCAUAAAACCAGCGAUUCGUGCAUGCUGCUUCGAUCAAUUGCAAUCAACGGGAGCAAUUUUCAAAUCAAUCGCAACUAAGGCGCAACGGCCAAAGCGAUGCAAUCGCGUAAACUUCACACUCGCCGGACAGUCUUUGCCUCGAUGAAACUUUAUGGUGCUGCGUGCGCUGGCGGACAUUGGUCGUGUUUCGUGGCGAGAUUGCGCCGGGAAAUUAUAUCGUGAGACAAUUGAAACGAAUCCGACCUGAUCUGCAAAACCGGCAAGAACCAACGAAAAGCCAACGCGUUUGUGGCGACGGUCGACAACCGGUGACGAAACGGGUACAUUGCCAAAAACAAAAGUUCUAUUUCGAACAUGAUCGUGUAGGGCGUUCCAUUGAAACGGCUCUCUUGUGUUUGUGUACGUGCGUGUUGUGUGUUUGUGUAUUUUAAGUUAAGGUUCAAUUUCUAUUGCUUACUCCGUGCGGUAACUGCUUCGCAUUGGAAUCUUCCGGUGCAGUGCUUGGGACGCUGCGGGGUUCUGCUGCCGCCGGCAGUGGCCGGGCAAAGCGGGGCCACGGAACCGCCAAGAUGCCCAAGUGGAAUAAACCGCACGGCGUGAUUGUGCCGCUGGAUUCUCUACUGAAGGAGCGUCGUAAAGAGAACUGUCCGGCACCGCGCCGCUCUGCCGGUCUCGUCGGUCGCUGGGGGAUAACGAGUUUCACCUCGAUACGGAACCGUAGUUUUGUCUCCGAGUACAACAAUGUAGAUAUGAUAGAACCUUCGCCCGACGUCGGCGUUGCACGAGAUUCUCCGGAAGCGUUGUCCAACCUGCUGUCACCGGUUGCCCAGGAGCCUGUGCGGCCUCGCAAGUUCUUCAAAAGCCGCAAUAUUCUACCACCACCACUGGUGGUGCCGCCGGCCGAGACCGCUUUCCAGCAGCAUCAGAAUCUAAUGAUGGUAGCCGGCGAUGGGUCGGCCUCCUUUCCUGCUCCCCUUUCGGACGAACAAAAGAACCGAGCGUGUGUGAUCUCUUCCUCGUCGUCGGUCCAAGUAGCUCCAUCCAACUACUAUCAGCCGUUGUCGGCUGCGGCCACACCACAGUUCUCGCCCACUGGUCCGCAGUCGGCCAACAUUGUCGGCGGUGGUGUUGUGUUGCCACCGCAGUCCACUGAUGCCUAUGCCGCUCAGCAGCAGCACCCGCAACAGCAACCUUUCGGACAGCAUGACCAGCAUUUGCUGCAUGCAAGCGAAUCGAUCGGUUCUGCCGUUGUAUCACCAAAAUCGUCCUCGCGGCGGAAGAAACAGUCUCCGGAGGAUGUUGGUCGUAGGUCGAAAGGAAGCAACAAGAAAGAGAAGAAGGAAAAAAAGGCGAAAAAAUCGAAAUCGAAAGAGCCACCCACUAGCAGAGCAGCAGGGGCGCCGGACCAACCGAAACGCAACUCGUCUCGCAUUCAAAACCGGGUUAUCAACUACAACGAGGACGACGACAGCAAUGAUUAUCAACUGCAGCGUCAGCAACAGAAAAUUGCGUCGCAAAACUGCACAACCGACAGUCUCCAUUUGGGCACCGAAGCAUUCGCCGAACAGUACUUUCCUGAUGAGGAUCAGCAUCCGGAGGUAUCGCAAUCAAUCCAGCCAGCCUUUCAUGGCGACGCCAGGAUGGACUGCUCGCCGACCAGCGAUAGUUUGACGAUAGAAGGCGGCAGAACUGGUAGCCGACCGACCACCACCGUGCCCACACCCCUUGCCUCGCCCUCAAUCGGUGAGCAUCGACCCAUUCUGCUGCGGAUCUCGAAGGGCACAUCCAUGCUAAUUAGCACCGAUAGUGAGGACGUUUCUUCAAACAGUGCAUCGGCUCCGGUCGCUAGCGAUUAUCAGCCGCACAAGCAGCAACCGUCAACUAUUACCGGCCAUUCUGACACGGCUGCGGUGGACCAGUUUGCGCCAGCAGCGGCCCACUAUCAUUCAACGUCAGCGCGCGGCGAUGCCCAGUCCCCAAGGCAGCAACACCAUCAACCAUUGCAUGAUGAACCGUACCAACAUCGUUAUGCUGAGGAGGCUUUGAUUGACGAACAGCAGCAACUGGAGCAUCCAAAACCCAGUAAUAAUGAGAAGGAAGUAACCGUGCCGGCGUUAUCAGUACAUGUAGCAGUACCGAAAACCGAUCUGAAGAUAAAGAUAUCGCUCGGAGGCAAACCGAUGGUCGGUACGACAACCACCGGCACAUCCGCAACCACGACAUCCUCGCCGACGACGGCGGGUGCAUCGCCUACUGUCGGCAGCACAUCUGCCAGUGGUAGCGGGGCGGCUAAUUCUGCUAAAGUGAAUAAAGCCUGCCGGUAUAACUUCAAGAAGCGCGCCAUCGAGCAGGAACGUGCUAGGCACCAUUUGUCAUCGAAACGCUCAAGGGCGGCAACGGCAGUUGCGACUGAAUCAAAGCCACAGGGUGAUGUUGCGGAAUGGUUCGAGCAAACGCCAGCUCCACAACAGCAGUCCGAAACCACAGCACCGUCAGCACUGCUCCAGCCGUCCCAUUCAGCAACCGGUUCGGCCACAGCCACGGCAACGACGCGACCAAUUUUUCCGCUACCCGGCACGGACACGUACGAGGUUUUUCACGCACUGUCAUCCCUCUCCGGUGGUGAGGAUUUCGACUCGCAGAGCUCUAUCCUCGGCAGUGCGUCCUCCGAUAACAAUACACCCAAACAUACACUACCGGUUGGCGAAGGCGAUCAUCACAAUCACCAUCCGCAGCAGCAGCCUCAUUGCCAGAUCAUACACAGCCGCGGUUCCAGCGAUUGUGGCAGUGAUCUGGAGCUAUCGCAGAAUAGCUCGACAGUAGCCGCACCUCCCUCUGACGCGUACUCCGAAAACGAGAACACGCAAGAUAUAAAUUCACGUCCUCCGCCAUCCACAGCUCCAGUUACGUCGUCACCGGUCAACACAACCAGAAACUUGGUUGCGAUGGCAACCACGCCUCUAGUCACGACCGGUGGCAACACAGAAUCACCGUCUUCACCGGUGGUGCCGCCUCCGGCGACAGAGCGCGUUGAGGUACUUAAACUGACGCUCAAAAAUGUGAGUAGUCGCAGUGGUCCGACCUACAGCCGCGUGACUCGCAACAAAACGAAAACACCAGGUACCGAGAGCGCUACUGAGGCGAUGUCGGUGGAUAUAGGCAGCGUGUCUCCGCAAAGCUUACGAUCCAGUGCGACCAUCACACGCUCGGUUCGCAGUCGCGCUACCAACAACAGCAGCAAUCACAAUAAUAACAACACGCUUGUUGGGUCUAGUGCCGUUGUUGGAGGCGGUCUCGACACGAUGAUCAAAGGAAAGAAGGUAGCGAAAAGUACGGCAAACGCCAGUGCCGCAUCGAACGGCGGUGGGGCCCAGAAAAAGGUUGCACAGCAACAGGAGCAGCAGCAGCAGCGACAGGUUUCGGGUGAGCUUGUUGAGCCAACUAUGAAGCCACCCGGCCACGGUGCUCUCAGUGGUAAUCUCGGUGGCGAUGAGUUGUUGGAGGAAAAGCCUGAUACACUUUCAGAAAUGCAGUCUACAGAAAAGAUCUUGAGCAGCACUGGAAACGUAGCCGCCGUUGCUACGACGCGGCAAUACAGUCGACGGAAAAAGAAUGUGGUGCCACCGGAUUAUCUGCCCGAGCCGUCGUCGGCUACCUUACCAGUCGGGCCGACGACGGAUGGCAUAACGAAGCACGAGCAGCAGGAUGGAGGUGUGUGGGAUCUAGGUGCGCAGCGCGGGCUCAGCAGCGGCGGUGAUCUAGAGAACAAGAGCAUAACAACAACCAGUGCCACGCAACUAAUGGGCGACCUUUCCACAGUCCCACUGUGCGAGCAGCCGUCACAGUACCAGAACGCACGCUCGACAGAGGUACCGAUCGAAAGUGGUAGUGGUGCGGAUGGUGGCACUGCUGAUGAGAUAGAGCCGAACUCAACGGGGCACACCGUUGCCGCCAACAUUGCUGCGUUACAGCCUCCCGCACCGAUGCGGUUAGUGUUACAGAAGAAGGGUUCGAUCUUCAAGAGUCGCCCACUGGUCGGUUCGUCCGAUGGUGCUCCCGAAACCAAGAAGCGGCACGUGUACAAACACAAAUGGGACGACGACGACGAAGACAAUGGCAGCGAUAGGAUGCGGGACAAUCGAUCAUGCAGCACCACGGCGGUGGUCUCUAGUGAUGUUGCCGAUAGUUUGGAUCUAGUCACUAGCGGUGGCAGCGCAGGAAUAGCAGGAAAUAUUGUUAAUAGUGGUGGCACUGUUAGUAUCAGCGGGAGCAACGGCGCUGGAGCGAUUGCUGGCGAGAUGCUCGUGGAUCCCUGCGCACCAAUCACUAGCGAAGGGGCAGUUGGAACCGGCGCGGCGUCUGCAAUUGUCGGAGGAAGUGCUGUUGUUGGUGGUACUGCUGGUACUGAUGCUGGCACUGGUUCUGCUGAUAGCAACGGUGAUCUAUUCGAAUGUGAUGCGUCGUUAAACUCAUUACUGGGUGGUCUGGGAUCGCGCACCAAACGACCCAACAAACAGGCGAGCUUUGCCGGUGCGGGGCUAGCUGCUGGUGGCAGCGGUGGUUCUUCCGCAAGUGGUGCCGUAGCCUCCAGUACAAACAGCAACUGCUUUGGCGUGGAUGCCGUAUUUGGAGGUGCCAAUGGGCUGCUGGGUGCUAAUAGUGGUGGCGGGGGUGGUAGCAGUAGCACUAGCGGCGGCCACUACCCUGCUGGAUCGGCUCAGCCAUACGACUCGGAAAGUGCCGGCUUUGGCGGUGAUUGGGACGAAUACGGUGCGGGUGAGCCACCGAAGAUACGCUGUUAUCGCGACUCUAAACCAUUCUACACGAUAGUGCGGAAUGUGAAGAACUCGCACCAGAUGCAAGAGAUCGGAGAAUUCCAGGAGAUGGACGACGACGUGGAGUAUAUCUUGUCGGCGCUCCAGCCCGACAAUCCCGUGUCAACCAGGUGCCUUUCGGCGCUGCAGCUCGCCACCAAGUGCAUGAAACCCGCUUUCAAGAUGCACGUACGGGCGCACGGUGUAGUGACGCGCUUCUUCCGGGCCCUUUCCGACGCACACCAGGAUGCUGGGUUGGCCCUCUGCACAGCCGCCAUCAUGUACGUGUUUUCGCAAGACAAGUUGAACAUGGAUCUAGAUCGCGAUUCGCUUGAACUCAUGCUGAACUUGCUUGGUACGACCAGCGCUGGCGAACAGUUGGCUGGAACAGCGGGCAAGGUGACGAACGAUCCGCAGCAAAAGAUCCGCCAACGGGUAAAGGAGCUUUGCGACGAGAUCAAGGGGAGCGGUAAGGCGAAGCCUCACAUAAUAGGGAGUGAGGGUGAUAGCAGCAGUGGCAGCAGUAGUAACAGUAGUGAUGGGCACCGGAUCAGUGCCGCUACGCUCGCCAUGGAAUCGUUGCUAUCACUCACCUCGCAGCGAGCCGGCGAGUGGUUCAAGGACGAGCUACGCAAGCUAGGUGGCAUCGAGCAUCUGAUCAAGACCGUUUCCGAAUGCUACGAAAGCGUGCCGGAACGGGCUGCCGAUUGGCAUCCGGAGGCGAUAGCAAAGCUACGCAAAAUCGAGCGCUGCCUGCGCGUGCUCAACAAUGUGUGCGUGUUCAAUCGCGCCAACCAGGCGUUUCUGCUCGAGCACCGAGACGGGCUGCUGGUUCAGUUGCUAGCUCGUAUCUACCGGCAGUUGGACCGUGAGAUUCCAUUCCACCCGACCGAUGACCACACGCCCAAAGAAGCGGUCGGGGUCGUGGUGCGCGAGCUACAUCAACCGAUCCUGCAUAUGCUCAUCACGCUCACGCACUCGUUCGACGAUCAAGCGCCUGGGGCAACGCUAGUGGGUCAACAGCCGGAAAUGAUCGAUAUUACGAUGCAAAUACUGCUGCGAAUCGCUCGUUAUGUGCCGAGUCGUUGCGUGUUCGACCUGAAUCUGUUGGCGCUCACACUGUUGCUGCAUUUGGCCCGUCCUAGUGAACAAAAUCGCCAGCAGAUCCUGUGCUACAAGACGGCAGAGGGGAAGCAGAGCGGUAUCAAGGAGCUGGUCGAGUACUUCGAGCAGCAAGAGGAAAUGGCUAGUCAUGCUGAAGCGAAGACGAAUGCCAUCCUGGAGACACCGGCUAGGACGGUUGAUACUGAGGACACGGAAACAAGAUUGAUACAAAAAGCGGAACAUCAUAUGGAGCACACAUAUAUGGGUAGCCACGUUUGCAUGCUCAUCUUCUACCUGAUUGCGGAUCAGCCGUCACUGGAACAGAUAGCGCGCGCUCACUUGCAGCACGGUAACUUCAAGCGCAUGGUGGCAGCCAUGAGCCGGUACUACGAGUUUCUCAACUUGACGACCAAUGCCGAUGCAGAAAGUACGGCGCACAAGCGCCAGACGAAGAAAGCGAUCGACUAUCUCAGUCAGUUGGACGGUGGGGUAUGUGAGGCUAGCACUUCGUUGCCCAACAGUAUAGCCCAGCCGACGCCUUCCUAGUAGUGUUAGCGAGCAUAACGCUGAUGGGUUGCCGAAAUAGACACUUCCCCAUAUUGUAAUGGAGCCCUGCGUGCAUCAUUAGCAACGAUGCUGGAACAAUUGCCAGCUAUAUCGAUUUGGCCCUGUCGGUAGAGAUCAAGGAUGUCACCACGACUGCAUCUCAUAUUCUCGCCGCUGUCAGUCAAUAAACUUCUGUGAAGUGGUGGUAAUCUGUGUAUUGUACAUAUUUAAACCGGAUUAGUUAGGUUAGGCUUUCCCAAAACAAGUGCUGCCGUCGUCGGUGAACUAUAAUAUCAUAUCCAACAAAUUGGUAAACCAAGUCACGAGAGAGUCAACACAGUAAGCAAUAAGAUUCCCGUUUUGUUACGAAGUAUCGAUGGGUUCCCGCAUUGAUUGAUCGUGGAUGUUUAGUGGAGCCAAACUAGCAUCCAAUUUUAUGGUUACGGGGUACUCUUUCAUAUCGGCUUCAGUACUAGAGACUAGGAGAAAGACUCGGAGUAAUGUUUAUUUUAGAGGACUCCGAACUGUUUUAUUUUUUCUGUAGAUGACAGCCGUGCUGAUUUACAUAGUUUUUGGUGGAUAAAUAGCCUGCAGCAUAAUCAGAUUAAGUAUUCCAUCAUGCUUCUGCAUGCUAUCUAUGAGUGGUUUUAUUAGUUGUGUUCAGGCGGAGCUAUGCCACAUCUAACAUCAGAGCAAAUGGAGAAAACUUUCCUCCUGAUAUUUUCGGAGAGUAGAUCAAUUGGAUACUGAGUGUAAGAACAAUCAAGUAAGGCGCGAAACAAUAGUCGCUAUCUCUCCUUUCAUCCUAAGCAGUAUCUUUUACAUUUUUUUUGCGUUCAGACCAAAAGCAGAAACCUACUGCUGCACCUUGUAUGGAAUGUAAUCUAGGGUAUAACAAUAAGGAAAGCCACACAAAAAAGGGUUAGUUUAGUAUGUGAUGUGGUGUAACUUUGCCACAAUUACUUUAAAAUAAAUGACAACGCUGUAGUUAGCAUUAACGAAAAUUAGUUUGCAUGAAAAAGUUCUCACUUCAUUACCACUACCCUCGAAAAAUACAUCCCUCGCAGGGAACCCAGCGAGCGUUAAUAAAAGAAGUAGAACAUGCGAUUGAUUUCAAAGACAAAACGAAUAAAGAGCCAAGCAACGGACAAACGACAGCCAAGCCCGCUACACCAAAAGAAAAGAGCUACACAAUUCGCCCACUAAUUCGCGUUAUUCUGGGGCCACUUUAUGGCAACUAGCCCUUCUCUAACUGGAUAUAUUCUCAAACUAGCACAAAACACCGUUUACGCCCCAUUCUUACUGUAGUGAUUGUGUUUCUGAUUUAAGCGUUACAUACUACGGAAUUCUGUUGUGGUAUAUGUCUUGGCGGUAAAACAAAAGCGAAUCGAAAAGACAUAAGAAAAUAUGCAGAAAAAUCAAGGAAAAGCGGUUGAAGGUACAUAUAAAAUAUUGAUCCCGCCAACUUGCCAGGAGUAUGUGAAAUGUGAAUAACCAAUAAAUGUAAAUAUAAGAUGAUUCAA
Molecule: messenger RNA, 8858 nt
Organism: Anopheles darlingi
Lineage: Eukaryota; Metazoa; Arthropoda; Insecta; Diptera; Culicidae
Gene: wapl
Product: protein wings apart-like
Exons: 8
Coding region: 1441-7335 (1964 amino acids)
Biological process (GO): regulation of chromosome condensation
Source: RefSeq, a predicted model, not a curated record